Messenger RNA from Knipowitschia caucasica, 1239 nucleotides. NCBI's taxonomy places the organism in Eukaryota, Metazoa, Chordata, Actinopteri, Gobiiformes, Gobiidae. The record is from the annotation of a GenBank genome assembly.
AUGGACGUGCAAGUCGCAGGCACUGGGACAUCCUAUCCUUGGACUCGUCUCAUCCAGGGCCACAGUGGAAUAGUCGCGUUGGACCCAGAUAAGUACAAGAAUGUCCCUUGUAAAGUUGCUGCGUUGGUUCCCAGAGGCCAGAAAGAUGGUCAAUUCAAAGCUGAGAAUUUCGCCACUCGUGGGGAGAUAAACCGCAUGUCCCCCGCGACUGUGAUGGCGCUUGGGGCUGCACAGCUUGCCCUGGAGGACUCUGGUUGGUGUCCUGCUAGUGAAGAGGAGCAAUUGAACACUGGGGUGGCUGUAGGUAUGGGCAUGGUCUCGUUGGAGGAGAUCGCCCGCACGUCAUCGGCCUUCUACGACAAAGGCUACAACAAAGUGAGCCCCUUUUUUGUGCCACGCAUCCUGGUGAACAUGGCAGCUGGACACAUCAGCAUCAAACACAAACUCAAAGGUCCGAAUCAUGCCGUUUCCACAGCCUGCACAACCGGAGCACAUGCCGUCGGGGAUGCGGCCAGGUUCAUCGCACAUGGGGAUGCGGCUGCCAUGGUAACGGGCGGUGCCGAGUCCUGCGUGUGCCCCUUGUCCAUAGCUGGGUUUGCCAGGGCCAGAGCGCUCGCAACCAAAUGGAAUGACGAGCCAGAGAUGGCGUCGCGGCCGUUUCACCCAGAGAGAGAGGGAUUUGUGAUGGGGGAAGGAGCGGCGGUGUUGGUACUGGAGGAGAUGGAGCAUGCGGUGAAGAGGCAAGCCCGGAUGUAUGCAGAGGUGCUGGGGUACGGGCUGUCCGGAGAUGCCUCGCACAUCACUGCACCGAGCGCGGACGGAGACGGAGCCUUUAGGUGCAUGUCUGCUGCCCUGAAAGACUCCUCCGUCUCCCCUGCAGAGGUGGGUUACAUAAACGCCCACGCCACCUCUACACCGUUGGGAGACGCGGCCGAGAACGCUGCCAUAAAGCGGCUCUUCUCCCAGCACGCCCCUGCCCUGGCCGUGUCCUCCACCAAGGGGGCCACGGGUCACCUCCUGGGUGCGGCCGGGGCCCUGGAGGCGGCCUUCACGGCUCUGGCCUGUUACCACGGCGUCCUGCCCCCCACCCUGAACCUGGACCGCACUGAGCCCGAGUUUGACCUCAACUAUGUCCCUCGUAGCACGCAGCCGUGGAAGGCGUCGGGCCGAAGGGUGGCUCUCACCAACUCCUUUGGGUUCGGAGGCACCAACGCCUCGCUCUGUCUGGGCAGUGUGUGA